AUGGCGCUCCCGACACAGUUGGCGCACUACCAUGGAGCGUUGCAAAAGCGCUCGCGCAUCACCCAGGCGCAGGAGCACGCGAAGCUGGAAGAUGCGCGUUCUCAGCCGGCGUCGACCACGCAAUGCUCCUCCUUUGGGUCAAUCAUCACUUUUGGCGCCGGCCUCAGCGUCAUGGGAUUCCUCACCGGCUUCGAGUCCUGCGUCGUACGCGUUCGCGGACUGCCUUUCGACGCUCAUGAGCGUGAGAUCUACGCGCUGUUCACCCAACAAGGCAUCGACAAGGCUCGUCUUUACCUCAAGACGAACAGAGUGGUCGAAGAUGGCUCGCGCGAAGUCGAGAUGGUCAUGGAUUCGGAUGCCGGUGCGGCGCUUUCGGUCGGCCUUGACAUGCUCGAGUUCAGAGAUCGGUCUCUGUCUUUUGAGGUACAUGAUCAUACCGUGCCGGGGAAGAUGGCCCGCUUGAGCGUCAAAGACGCGGAUGUUCUGACCGUGUCGUGGCGCGAGCCUUCGGUCGGCUAUAUAGUGACUUUGACGUCUCUUGAGGAAGCUCAUAGGGUGGCCCAAGAGCUCGAUGGCUCGGUAUGCUUUGGGAGGCGCCUGAAGGCGGCUAUGUAUGUUCCGCUGCGCUUCACUUCCGGGUCAGCACCGCUUGCUCCCUUGGUCAGGAUCACCGGUGUCCCUGUCUCUGCGACAGACAGCGACAUCAGGGACCUCGUCGGAGCCGACCUCGUACAUCUUCAUCGUAGCGGGGUCGUCUGUGCGAACGUCAACCCUUUCAACGUCAUCCGAGUCGCCGCGUUUGCGACUGGCUGUCGAGAUAAGGCGGACAUCAUCAGCAUUGAUCGCACCGAGAGCACGGACGAGCUGCUUCGUGGGUUCAUCCAGCUUCGCGCCCGCUUUCGUACCUGGGACCAAGCGAAGCGCGUAUACGACUACCUGAUUGGUAUAAAGCUCGCUCAUGGCACGCUCUGUAGGGUCUUGCACUCCUUCCCUCUCUCAUUCACCAUCACCAUCCCCAUCCUACAGUAUAUCGCCCAGCGCUUCUCAUGGAACGAGCUGCAUCAGUCGGCAUCGGAGGCCGGCCAGGAUCAUUGCAGGUUGUCCACCAAUGAACUUCCUGGGGAACCGACCAUACAGAUAUCUCUUUCGGGCGGUGAUCCGGCCAUCGUCGGCCCGUUGAAAGUGAAGGUGGAGGAGCUCGCGGCUUCUGGUGAACUGGUUAGCGGAUGGCAUCCGCGGCUCGCUCAGCUUGAAUACCGCGAAGGACCGUUUGUCAAUCGAGCUCUUGUAGAGAGCGGCGCGUUCAUAUGCGUGGACCAGCAGCGACAGCAGAUCAGAGUUUAUGGGAGCCCCGAGGCAAUCGCUCGAGGCCGCACAAUCGUCCAGGAUGAGCUUGCCCGUCUUGCUGGUCCCAGUCAGACGCAGGUCGCGCGCGUUCCGCGGGAGGCUGCGCGCGAUUUCAUGAUGCGCGGAGUGCCCGAACUCUGUGAGCAUCUCGGGGAGGAGAACGUCCAUUUCGAUCCCGCAACCUGCGUGCUCACCACCUCAGGUGGCGCCGAAACACGACAUCUUAUCUUCCGCGUUAUCUUUACGCACGCUGCGCCCGUAGAGCCCAGGAUCCCUGCCGGCGCACGAGACGUCUGUCCCAUCUGCUAUGAUGCCGUACAGGCGCCUGUACGACUUGCUUGCGGGCACACGUACUGCACUCCCUGCUUACGCCACUUCCUACGGAGUGCAAUAGACUCGGACAAGUUCCCGUUGACUUGUAUGGGCGAUGAAGCUCGUUGCGGCGUCCCCAUCCCCAUCCACCACAUAGAGUGCUUUCUAUCGAAACAGCUCUACUCGCGCCUUCUCCAGGCCGUUUUCCGCACAUACAUCGCACGGAACCCUCUGACGGUGCGGUACUGCAAGACGCCCAACUGCCAGCAGGUCUAUCGUGUCGCAUCGCAAGACGUACCGCGGCCGGUCCCCACCAAAUGUCCUGACUGUCUGGUCGUCGUCUGUCCAGGUUGUAAUCAGGGCGCCCACGAGGGGUAUACCUGCGCGGAGCAUCUCGCGCGGACCGAUCCUGAAGAGCAGGAGCGGCUUGUCGAUCUGUGGGUGACGGACCAGGGAGGGCGCGUACAGCGAUGCCCGCAAUGUAGGCUUCCGCUGGAGAAGACGGCCGGUUGUAACCAUGUUACCUGCAGAUGUGGCGUGCAUAUCUGUUGGCGCUGUUGGGGCAUCAGUUCAGAAUCGGCGGAUGAGAUCUAUAAGCAUAUGCGGAGUGAGCAUGGAGGCUACUCUUGA
Molecule: messenger RNA, 2289 nt
Organism: Peniophora sp. CBMAI 1063
Lineage: Eukaryota; Fungi; Basidiomycota; Agaricomycetes; Russulales; Peniophoraceae
Source: the annotation of a GenBank genome assembly